Molecule: messenger RNA, 318 nt
Organism: Fusarium vanettenii 77-13-4
Lineage: Eukaryota; Fungi; Ascomycota; Sordariomycetes; Hypocreales; Nectriaceae
Exons: 3
Coding region: 1-318 (105 amino acids)
Source: RefSeq, a predicted model, not a curated record
AUGAAGUUCACCAUCGUCGCCUCUGCCCUCGCCAUGGCUGUUUCUGCUUGUGCCACUGGCACCGGCGGCGGCAGCACCGGCGGUUCUUGCAACGCCAACACCAAGCAGGUCUGCUGCAACGGCCUCCUCAACUGUGCCGUUCAGGUCCUCGGCAAGAACUGCGAUGGCAGUGCCUACUGCUGCAAGACUGACGCCCCUGCCACCUUGCACAUUUGUACUGUCUCCCGCGACUCCAAUGAAGCUUCCAGAAUUGGGUUGCCGGAGGGAUUUGUGAGGCUUUGCAUAGUAGCAGUCAUGGAUUUGGCUGGUUCGACUUGA